This is a messenger RNA of Hibiscus syriacus, 1121 nucleotides long. RefSeq names its product polygalacturonase-like. Gene Ontology annotation, molecular function: polygalacturonase activity. The record is from RefSeq and is a predicted model, not a curated record. Gene Ontology annotation, biological process: carbohydrate metabolic process. The coding region runs from base 276 to 1121 and encodes 281 amino acids. The transcript has 5 exons. Lineage: Eukaryota; Viridiplantae; Streptophyta; Magnoliopsida; Malvales; Malvaceae.
AAGGGACAUAUUUGUUAAGUCACGCAACGCUGGAAGGUCCUUGCAAGGCUCCUAUUGAGCUUCAACUUGAGGGCAAUGUAAAAGCACCAGCUGAUCCUAAAACUUUCAAGGAGCCUAUAUGGGUUAGCUUCCUUCAGAUUGAAAACUUCAAAUUGUUCGGUGGAGGAGCUUUCGAUGGACAAGGAACCAGUUCUUAUAAGAGAGAAGGUUGCGAAAAACAUGACUUCUGUAGUAACCUCCCCAUUAAUGUAAGGUUUGAUUAUUUGACCAAUGCAAUGGUACAAGCUAUAACUCUCAGAGAUAGAAAACAGUUCCACGCUAAUGUUUUGGGAUGUAAAAACAUUACUUUCAAACAUGUCACUGUAUCUGCACCUAAAGAUAGCCCAAACACAGAUGGGAUUGACAUCGGGAGAUCAGAUGGAGUUAAAAUUAUAGACACGGAUAUCAAAACUGGUGAUGAUUGUAUUUCAAUUCGGGAUGGUGCCAAAAAUCUUGACAUCACGGGAGUAACUUGUGGACCUGAACAUGGAAUCAGUAUCGGUAGUCUUGGAAAGUUUGCAAACAAAGAACCUGUUGAAGGAAUUAAAGUGUCGAAGUGUACCUUGACUGAUACUUCGAAUGGUGUUAGAAUCAAGAGUUGGGCAAGUGAAUUUCCUGGCACAGUAUCAAAUAUGUAUUUUGAGGAUAUCACCGUGAAGAAUGUUAGUUUUCCGGUCCUGAUUGACCAGAAAUACUGCCCAUGGAAUAAAUGCAAAAUGGAUGCAGAAUCGAAUUUUAAACUAAGUAACAUCAGCUUCAAGAACAUUCAUGGUACGGCUGCGCUUCCAGAAGUUGUCAAACUCGUUUGCAGUGGAAUUUUUCCAUUCGAAAAUGUAAAACUUGCCGACGUUGACAUUACGUUUAGUGGACCGGAUAGUCCUACAAAAUCCGAAUCCAUGCAAGCUCAAGCAGCUGCUCUUGAUGUCGUAGCUAAGUUUUGCGUAAAGGCUGACUUGAAUACAGAUUUCAGUAAGCCAUUGUUGGAUGCUUGGAAAGAAGCUUGUGGUUCAACAACUCCAACAACAAUUUUGAUUCCUGAAGGGACAUAUUUGUUAAGUCAAUCAACGCUGGAAGGUCCUUGA